UGUUUUCUUUCAUUACACUCUUUUUUUUAUUCAAAGCAGCCUCUGUCACACUUAAAGAGCUUAUGUGAACUGAUCUGUGGUAGUUGAUUUGCAACCAAGGUGACAGAGACAUCUUCAAGAUGAAAAGAAUGAUGACUGUCCUGUGGAUGUUUUUCAUCACCUUACUCACAGCACAGUGUCAAGAAGGACCCAGUGUCUCCCAAAUGCCAGGUCUAAUAUCCCAAAAGGAAAAUUCCUCAGCCGAAAUCCGAUGUGCAACAUCUUUGAAGGAAAUGGAUGGCCUGUAUCUGAGGCGUCGCUAUGCCCAAAAAAUGGAUGUCCUCUACGUGUUUCUUUCAAACAUGACGAGCACUGUAGUUAAUCAGUAUCAACACCGGCUGUCUGUGAAAGGCCAGUGUUGUGAUUUUGUGUUCCUUAUCUCCCAGCUGACAGUCAGGGACAGUGACGCAUACUACUGCACCUGGAGCAAACUGGACAUGGAGAAAGCCCAGAUGAUAAACUACGACAGCAACGGCACAAUGAUCAUUGUGAAAGAAAAAGACCCAAUGGAAGAGUGCCACAGAAGAAAAAACAUCAAUCAGAUUUUAUUCAUCAUCAGUGUGUCUAUGGCUGUCCUUGUAAUUACUGUCUUUACAUGCACCUUUAUCUGGUGGUGCACAGGGAAAAGGGACACUUACAAACCUGCAAGAGCUCACCAAAGAAACCAGUACAUAAAGUAUACAAAAGGGACGGAGUACACAAAUAAUUUUACUGAUGUUCCAAUUAAACUACCUGGAUACUGCGAUGUGAUUUAAAUUAACUGCAUCUUACCUAAAGUGAUAUACACAACUGCAGAAAUUUAAAGAACAGGACUGAGCAAUCAAAUGUUAAAUACAAAAAAGAGGCCAAUCAAAGCACAGCUUUGUACAGUAUCUGGUGUAUCAGGGUCUAAACUAAAAUUAGGUUAAUGAAGAUUUAAGCUUCAAAAUGAGACUUACAAAAGAUCUGUCAAAAAGUAGAAAAAUAUAAACAAAUUCACAUCAAAGAAUUCUUAAACUUCAAAAUGUCAGCAAAACCAUUUUCCCCCCAUUACCCCAUUUGCUAUUGUUUUUAUGGCUCUAAGAAAUAUUUAAAAAUAUUGCUAUAUUGUGGCAUUUGUGCUAUAAAUCUGAGGUUCUAAAACUCUUUAAUUAAAUUAUUGGUUAUGGCUUAAAUAUCUGACAUUACAGAACACAAAAUACACAACAUUGCACAAAUGCACAACUCCCAUGCCUUAAUUUUUUCAGUCUAGAUUUUUAUUAUGAGCAAAAACAGAUUUUUUUUUUAAUGGGCGAUAGUUUCACAGUGAGUUGCUUCUUGUUUAUACUGUACAAUUUCAUUUCCAAUAAUAUAUUAUUGUGUUCACAACAGAAACAACAAGUGAAAAUGAAACUUAAAAGCUGGUUUCAUAAUUGCUGAGAGCCUUUCAAUAUGGAAUUCCUACUGUAGAUAAUGUAUUAUAUCAGAAAUCUGUACAUAAAGAAACUUAAUAUAACAAAUAGCCUACAGAAUUAAACGUAUAUGUAAGUUUACAAUGUCGGAUUCAGUUGUGAAAUUUUCCUUUAAAAAUAGCUGAUUGGUAAUUGUUCAGAAUUAAAUCAAUAAACGGACCUCGUUUAACCAGUUAACUAACAUUUGGAACAUUGGAAUUUAGUUAAAUUUCAAAGCUUGUUAAUGCCCAAAACAGACAUGGAAAGAAAGUUGUUCCUGUGAUACCACCUCUGUUUAAUGACAGAAGCUUCUUCACUGUAUCCAUGGUGCUGAUAUUGUUCAAUACAUUAAACUAGUAGAUUUACAGACAUGCUACUGUACAGUAGCUUCAAAUAUACUGAUGUGCAAAAAAUACAAAACUCAGAUAUAUGGAUUUAGUCUAAUAUUUAAGACAUAGAUGUCAAAUUAAAAUCACUGAAAAUGUGAAAGAAUGUGAAAAAAAUAUACAAAUCAAUUAAUCAUAACAUAUUUCAAUAUGGCAAAACUGCAAUUUACCAAGUUAGCAUCUAUUAUGAGCCUUGAUACAAUCCUGGAAGCUACACACACAGCCUCUUGAUAGACUACUGUGGGAUGUUCGGCCACUUUUACUUAGUACUGUUAGGUACAGCUUGCUGUGUUCUAUACAACAAUGUUUCUUUCUGCCAAGUGCUUUAUAUUGUUAAAUUAUUACCUCAUUUUUUUGUUUUUUAAUAUUCUAAAGUAAUCCAAUUCAGUUCUUUUGAAAGAUAAUUACAAAUGUAGUAUCUUACGUCAAUGUGCAAUAUUCUUUCA
Lepisosteus oculatus (spotted gar) is the source of this 2280-nucleotide messenger RNA. RefSeq lists its product as uncharacterized. The record is from RefSeq and is a predicted model, not a curated record. Gene Ontology annotation, molecular function: signaling receptor activity. Gene Ontology annotation, cellular component: membrane. NCBI's taxonomy places the organism in Eukaryota, Metazoa, Chordata, Actinopteri, Semionotiformes, Lepisosteidae. Gene Ontology annotation, biological process: adaptive immune response.